AGUAAAUUCCGCUUUUAUCAACUUCCGUUUUCAUAAACUGUAGAUUUUAAAUGUCGGAAAAUUCAGAACUAUACCCUUCAUUUACGUUCAUUAAAUAUGGUAUUGUGUUGAUAAACCAAUAAUAUUGAUGUAUGUUGAUAUUCUGUUAACGAAUAAUAGGAUUCAAUCACAAUGUCGUAUCUAGAUUCGCAGUUUGAGGAAUUUUUGAAAGAGCCUUUGUCUGGCGAGUCUGCUGACACCAGUUCCAGUACCAAACAUGAAACAAAUAUGGAAGAAUUGUCCCCAGCACCUAGGAACUUUUGGUGGAUGAAAGAGAGACCUCAGGCAGAAAAAUUGCGUGUAGAAACUGGAGUUUCCAGUGAUAGUUCUCAGAUGGAGAGGGGACAAGCUUCUGUAUCAGCAACCAUGAAGAAUAUUGAUGUAGCAAAGACACAUGUUACUGUAUCCCCUAACCUGUCAUCUUCAAUGGCAGAAUUUCUUGAGAAGGAGAAAUUAUGCAAUGAACUAAGGAGCAGUGUUUCGGAAGCAGACAGCCCUGCAGUAGGUUUUGAAUUCCAAGGUGAUGAUGUUACUGAUGAUGACAUUGGUAGUAUUAUGGAGCAACUCAGCCAAUUGGCUGGCAGUGCAGAUGACAGUGCAACUGAUAAGAGUGUGGAGGAAAUCUUAAAAGAGGCAGAGGAUCUCGUACGAGAAACAUCUUACAGUUUCUCAGGGCUGUCGGACAGUAGCAACUUGCUUGACCUGCCAAUAACACGACGCCUCGAUAGGAGUACAGCUGUCGGUCUAACGCCCGAGUCCAAAACUUCUAAAAAAACAGAUAAACGUUUCAUUACUGAAGAAAAGGGCAAAAAAGCCCAAAGUAGCUUAAAUAGAGCAAGUGCUGUCUCAGCAUCAUAUAGGAAAAUGGAAGUUAAAUCUGCAAAUUUAAAAAUGAGGGACAAAGGUGAACGGCUUAGGGGCAUGAGCCCUAGGAGGACAGGUAGUGAAUCUGGCAUGGAGGAGUUCAAUGGUGACAAUAAGUUUGGUGAUUCUAGAGAACUCGCUUAUUCAAACACACAUGACGAUAUUGGUGCAAGGUUAAGUGAAAUAAAAGUAGGUAGUGUCAUAUCAGACUCAAAAUCUGGGAAGCAUUUAGGAAACGUUUCAGGUAGUACAAGGAAAGAAAGAGAUUCGUCGAAGAAGGACAGGACUGUAACAUUUGAAGAUGGUCUUCAUUUGUUUCCAAAACCAACAGAUACCAUUAGUAAGAAACAUGAAGAUACAGUAGAAACUUCUAGAAAAAAAUUACAGCAGGUGGAAAGUAUUUCCAAUAUAAAAUCAGGUGAAAUAUCUAGCGAAAAUGAUGCCUUGUUUGCGUUGGGAAGUUCUGCCGUGCAACAGAGCACUCGAGACGCUUCGUCCGCAACGGAUGAUAAACGCGUGGACCGAGUCACCAAAGAGGUGUCGGUUUCUGCUCCAUUGAUACAACACGGUGAUAUGGUUACCACUCCAGAGGCGAUCUUCUGCCUUAUUGACGGUGAAGCGAGAAAUGAGGUAGUUCCAGCACUGCAAGAAUCAGAGAAAAAUUAUAGUCAGGACUCUGACCAUUCGUCACUGAACAUAGAGAAAGAAAUGGAAAAUAUAUUUGGUCGUGACGAUAGUGCCGGGAAUACGAUGGUAGAUUUGCGGGGUGAUGUUGGUACUUUGUUUCAUAAAAGGGAUCAGUCAGCUGUAGUGGAAGAUUCCAACGUAUCAGAGCCCGCGUUACACGUGGACAAGUUGAAGGACGCUAGUACGAUGACCAGUUUAGAAGAGCUUCUUCAGGAACAAAGCACUUCAUCGCAACUUAAAGCUAAGCUUGAAUCUGAGGAGCAGGGACACAAAAGGCAGCUGGACGCAUUGAAAUGCAAACACGAAGAAGAGAUGUUCGCUCUGAAGAGGGAUAUUUACAUUCUGAAUGCAAAGAUUGCUGAUUUCGAGAAACAACGUGAGAGUCCCUUAGUUCAGAAAGGAGAUGGUAAUCGCCUCAUUAAAGAUGUCGCUGCCAAGGAACAUAGAAUCGCCCUUCUGGAGACAGAGUUGCAACAACACGAACAGCUGAUGCUGGGCUACCAACGCGAGAAUAUUAAGUUAUGUCAGGAUAUGAAGAAGCUCAAGGAAGAGCUGAAAGCAAAAGAACAGAGUUUUGCAACAGAGAGACGGCAGCUGUCGUUAGCAAGACGAGGACAGGAAGAGGAGAGACUCGCAGAGCAACUCAAAGACAAAGAUGAAACUAUAGUGCGGUUGCAGAUUGAAUUGCAGUCUCUUCAAGAUAAGAAUGGCAGUUUGGAACGAGAUGCUGAAACACUAAAGUUAUCCAUCACAGCUUUGCAGGAAGAGGUAGAAAAGCAUAAAUGUGUUGCUAGCAAAGCAGUAGCACCACCACUGAAGGUGACCCCCAGGAAUCAGGAACUGGAUCAAGUCAAGAGCGAAUUGGCCGAUAAAGAAGCAGAAUUGGAGAAGGUGCGCAAAGAGUUGCAGUCAACUCAGAAACAAAUGGCAGAAGCUAAAGCAAAGGUGACUGAUAGUCAGCUACAAGUAGGGGCCUUGGAGAUGAAGGUGUCGGAGCUGCAGGCUGCACGUACCAAGCAAGUUGCGCAGAUCCAGAUGCAUAACCUCAGAAUUGAAGAAGAUAAGAAGAUGAUUCAGGAUCUCAACAGACAGGUGAAAGAAAUGGAGCGUAUCUUGAAACGGAACCACCCAAACUCCAUCUCAGCUCUGAUUUUGACAGCUAACAGCGAGGAAACAGAUCUGCCACCUCGUUUCAGGUACCUUGAGAACAGAGUACAGCAACUGGAACAGGAACUAACCAGGAGUGAGACAGAUGCACAAGCCAGCAUCAGGGAGAUCCAAGACAAGUUCCAGGCCAUGAAGUUGAAGUAUGAAGAACAUACUUCAGAUCUGGAGCUUCAGUUGGCAACUGCAAAGCAUCAGGCACACAUGUGGAGACAAACUGCAGAGAAGAAUGAGGCAAGACUGGCAGCAGAAAAGAAGGCAGAAGAACAGCCAGUACGAGAUGCAAGGCAAAGUAAAAAGAUGGCGGCACACCCAGUUGUUAUCAGUGUUGGGGCACCCUCAGCCAAUGCGCUAGCUGUGCGUGAAGAUGCACAUCUGCUGGCAACAAUACGAGGCCUCAAACUGGAGUUGGCAGCUAAGGACAAGGAACUGGUGAAGAUCCGUAGAGACCUGGAUGAAUCUGCCAAGACAAACCGCAAAUUGCAAAAGGAGCGAGAACGCCAGCUAGGGGUUAUUACAGCCCCUCCCAGACAACCAGGAGUUAGGGGAGUAGGAAAAGAGGAGGAGCUGAAUGAAACUGGUCAUCAGUCAGGCAGUAAGGUGUACGAUCCAACAUGGUUUGAGCCUUCGCCUGCUGAUCCGCAAGAAUGCGUAAAGAGACUUAGGCAAGAGAACAGCAUGUUGCGCGAGGAACUGUUGCGUGUCGAGGAAGAUUACCGAGGUCUGCAGACGAAACGUCUCCAGGAUUUGAACUUGCUGCAAGAGCACCAUGAGGCAGAAAUGGACCGUCUCAUCGCAGAUCAUAUGACUCGACAUUCCAGUUCUCGCAUUGCUGACCUCCAGGGCCAGCUUAGCACACAGCAGAUUGUUAUAAGUCACCUCAAGGAUCAGUUGAAGCAGCUCAACGAAUAUCGGGACGAGAUUGAAGUACUGAAAGCAGAAAGAGACCACUUGGAAAACAGCAAUGUGGAUCUGAGGAAGAAAGUGGCUAACCUUGAGUGCUUGCGGACUCCGGAGAUGCUUCAGUACGAGGCACUGAGGGAGAAGUUAUCUGAACUGGAGCACAGACAUGAAACUCGUGAGCAGAAGCUUCGGGCAGUGGUGCGUGACCUUGUACGACGCAAUGCAGAGCAGCGCGCGCUCGGCGAAGAGGACAGAAGUGCUGCCACUAUGAGGGAGAAACUGAUUGACAAGAACCGCCAGUUGUGCUCGUACCGAGCUGAGAUAGACCGCAUUCUUGAGGCACUUCGAGAGUUCGAUAGGUACAAGAGACCUGGCAGCACAGUUGAACUCUUAUCUGACUGACGGUGUAUUAUAUGUUGUAUGAGUCAAGUUCUCUAUCGCUCUUUCUUUUUUGCUUUGUUCUUAUCAUCCCCUAUUGAAGCAGGUCAUUAGUUACGUAAACUUGUUGGAUAUGAUUAUAGUUUGGAGCAUCAGAAAUAGAAAUAUUAAAAUGAUAAAAGAAAAAGAACGUUGGCCGCUCAUAUUGGUAUGAACCUACAAGCAGUGCAGAUUAUUAAUUAUGCAGACAAUCAUCAGUAAAGGGAUACUAUAAUUAUCCUUUAUUUCCAUGAGUUGUUGAAUCUAAAUAAGGGUGUAGACAAAAAGUGCCGUUGAUUUGCUGCAAAGUUAUUCUGGUGUUUGAAAUACACUUGUUCAGAUGUUGUUCUGCUUAAUCGAAAGAGGUAUAUCGGGUAACUGAUGACCUGCAGUGUUCCCGGACUAUUCUGUGGGACCCUACUCUGUAAGCAUUUUAUGUAGAACUGUUCAGUAAUUAGAAUAGAAAACCUUGCAAUAAUCUCAAAAAUGUAAUUUAUUUUAAUGAAUUUUUUAAACUCUUUAAUUAAUAUUUUGUUUGUGUCCUUUAUUCAUGUUUUUUGGGGGGCUUUUCAUGAUGUAGUCUUGACUCCAAGGUUGUACAGUGUUGUAACAUUUCUGUGUGUCCGGGUAUCACCUUCGAAGAAUGCCGCUCCCGGUUCUUUCUUCUUUAGUCGCUUACGGAGACAUGUAUGCUCUCACGUGCACUUAUGAAGGAAGAGAUUCUGUAUUAAUGUAUGUAUACUUUAUGUCUGUUGUACCAUUUUAAAAGCAGUUUAAACAAACUGGCAUUUGUAGAGGAUAAGUAAAAUUAUUUAGCAGA
Messenger RNA from Zootermopsis nevadensis, 4894 nucleotides. RefSeq names its product centrosomal protein of 162 kDa. The record is from RefSeq and is a predicted model, not a curated record. Gene Ontology annotation, cellular component: axonemal microtubule; centriole. Gene Ontology annotation, biological process: cilium assembly. Lineage: Eukaryota; Metazoa; Arthropoda; Insecta; Blattodea; Termopsidae.